CACUCUCAAACUCUGGUCUCCAGCGUAUGCAGACCUCACUGUCGCCCCGGCACGUCAAGUCAAGUCGAUUUCACCUUAAUGUCUGCAGAAGGAAGGCGUUUGAUUGACGGGCAGAAAAGCUGCCUGCGAGGAUGGUUCUGGAGAUUCGCUGGGGACCUGUGCACUUUGUAUCGACAGCAGCCAGUCCACGUCAAGGCUGUGGGAGGGGAGCAGCCACACUUGCGCAGUGAGUGUGCCCGCGAGAGCAUUCGGCUUCUGGAGCUUAUUUGGAAAGUGCUUUAAUGACGUUCAACAAUGUCAGAAGAUUUUAAGAGGAGAUUAGAAUUUCAAAAUGUAACAAUCCAGUCACAGGCUGUGGGACAUCUGGUUGCUGCUGUGUUGAAAGAAAAGGGGUCGUUGUCUCUGAUAAAUCAUGCUUCAGAUCAGAGCCCAGCGUUGAACCUGUUAUGGGAGAAGUGUUGCAGUGACAAUGUGGUGGUACGGACUGCUUGCUGUGAAGCAUUGGCUGCACUUGUUGCACAGAACCACGCUGAUUUUAAUUACGUGCUCAAUGGAAUUCUGAACCUAAUUCCUUCUGCCAGCAAUGUCCAAGGCUUGAUUCGAAGUAUCAGUCAACUGCUGCAGAUGCAAGCACAGGGAACUGAUCCAAAUGAUAAAACAGUGUAUUCAUGUCCAUAUGCCAUCAGGAACCCCCCACAUCCUUUUGUUUUUGUAUUGGAGAACCGACCCGACAGCUGGCCAUUUCUCCUUCAGCAGAUAGCUUCCAUUUUUCGACAACCUUCGAAGAGGUUAAAUGCAUCCAUUGUGCAAAUGAUGGCACCAUUUUUCAAAUAUCUGUACUGUGAACCCUGCUGCCUGCGAGAGAACUCUGAGCUUCGACUGAGCCUUCUUCAGAUUGUACUUCAAAGCCAAUCUCAAGAGCAACAGAAUGCACCUACUCUCUUUACCCAGCAGGUCCUCCAACUCUUCUUUGAUCUUGUUCCUCACUUGCAGGUAACCAGUUUGGCGCAAGUUACAGAAGCCACCAUAUUUCUUCAAGAGUUAUCGCUAGCAUUCCUCCGCCAUGCUCAUUUUUGGAAAUCUGAGCUCGCCCAGAUAUCUCUGCAAUUGCUGUGUGUUUGUGAAGUUAGCCUGAAAAUCACAGGAGAGCUCUCCUCACUUAUUCACCAAAUUCAGAUGAUUGUCGACGAUGUUCCUGAGAGUAUUCCUGCUGAAGAAAUGCUUGUGGGACUAAGCCUCCUUCUGCUACAGACUCCAGUGUGCCACCAAGAACCCAUUUUAAAUCUUGCACUGAAGAUCCUCUCUUUGUCAUCUGUGCAAAAUCUGCUCAAGGCAGCUCUGAUACUGGUGAUGCCAUUACUUCAGAUAGCAUCCUCUGUUAACUAUACAUCAAGUGCAGAGGUGGGACCAGCCACCCAGGAACUGGCUGAGAAACUCCUUGAUAUUAUCCAGAAUGAGGAACGAAAAGACUUGACUAGCAGAUCGAAGCCUUCUUGUGAACUUGUAUUCCCUAUAACUAGUUGGUAUAAAACUAUUUUUGCAACUUGGAAACUUUUGGAUGAUUUCAGUACGGAUGUGAAAGCUGCUUCUGUUUGGCUGUCUUCUAUCAAGUCAACAUUGGCUCUGAAUGACAAAGUUCCUGAACACAUUGCUCUCCUGAUUGCCUAUAUAAUUUUAAAAGAGGAUGCAGAGUCUCUUCGUAUUGCUCUGGACACUGCCAAAGACUUGGCAAAAGCUGAUGCUUCCCAGGUACCACAUCUCAUUUCUGUUCUGAUGUUUAAGUUGGGAAGACCGCUGGAACCAACCCUGUAUCAUGCUAUUCUUUAUACGCUUCCUGCACUGGGCACACACAAGGUUUGUGUAGCUCAGAUAAUUCGUGCUUUACAAAUGCUGUGGAAAACAACACGUCUUAAAGCUGUGUCUCUGCGUCUGAUGACAAUUCUAUGGGAAAAUCAGGAUCGUGUUUAUCCAGAACUGCAAAAGUUCAUGGCAUUAGUUGAUGUGUCCUCAGUAUCAUGUGUUAAAGAGGACCAUUGGGAACAGAUGAUAGCCAAAGCAGCGACAAUCAGGGACAUCUGCAGGAAGAGGUCUUACCAGCAUGGAGCUGAUAUGUUGGCAGCAAUCUCCAAGGUACUGAGUGAAUGUACAAGACCUGACCAGGUCACCCCCGCCGUUCUUGUCCUUCAGGGACUGCAUGCAUUAUGUCAAGCUGAGGUGGUGGAUAUUCGUUCCACAUGGUACGCUUUGUCCCCAAAGCUCAGCUCUGACACACGACCUCUGGUUGUCAAGGCCCUGACUGAACUAUUUGCUCUCGUUCCUUUGCUCGCUGUGAAGUCUCCCGAAUAUGAGAAAUUCAGAGCGCAAGUUAUAAGCAUAUUGUGGAGCCACACCCAGAGUAAGAACUCACUUAUUGCCAGCUCUGCAUACAAGGCCCUUUCGGCAUUCAAGUCUGAGGAGUAUACAGUUCUUCACCUGCCAGAACAGGUAAGGCCAGAAAGAAAGCCUGAUUAUGACAAUGAUGAGAUGGAUAUGAAUGUGGAUGAAGAAGAAGAAAAGGAAGAAGAUCUUUCAGUCCCUGGAGCAUCGUACAUGAAGCUGCUUUUAAUGACACCUCUGCCUGUGCUUUCUGCUUUUGAAGAGUUUUUGACAUCUCUCGUGACCCAAGAAUUAAUGGUGAUGCCCCGUGGGGUCUACUACUCGGCACUUCGUGGAGGAACUGUACGCUCUGACCAAGGCAAGACUGUGGCAGGGAUUCCUAACUUCAUGCUGAAGACGUACGAAAAGAACAAGCAACCUGGACUAAAAUCUGGCCUGGCAGCUGGUUUAUUACUUUGUUAUGAUCUACAUGUUCAGACGGAUAAAGAUGGCAAGCCUAUUAAUCGCUUUCUGGUGAGCCGGGGCCGGAGCUACCAGCAAAUGCUUGCAGCCCUUAUCCACGAGGUGCCUAUCCAACCUUCUGAAUGGCAUAAAUCAAUUUUACUAUCCCAAGCUUGGCUAGGUUUCAUGGGGCGAACGUACCAAGCAGUUCUGCAGGGGAGACAAGCUGAGCUGGAGAUGCAGCAGAAGCAUGGGAAAGAUGAUCCUGAAGAGCUGCAGUACAAGCAGUUUGUUUCCUGGCUCUGGGUCAGGGACCUGCUGACUGAUGUAGUUAAAUCAGCUUCAAAGGACAGCCCUGUUGUGCAGGGAAAUUCCAUCCUCGCUUUGACUGGACUGGCUGUGACUGUGGGCAAAUACGAAAGCAGCUUGCCCUCAGAAGCUCAUGAUGCACCAGAAAUUGGGGCUGACAUUUUACCAAUGGAGCACUGGAUUUCAAUGGUGGUGGAGACACUACUGAGCAUAGUUGACAGUCGCUAUCGUCCAAAGGGGCGCAUCUUUCCAUGGUUUCAACAUAAAUCCUACUCCGGGGAGAAUACAGCCAGUGCCAUAGCUCGCUCGUGUGCUGCCAUGGCUUUAACCCUCCUUGUACCCGUCUUCAUCACUUCACGCAAAGAGAGCAUCGAAGAGGUCCUGGGCAUUCUCAUUGCAGGUCUGCCAGGAAAACCGAAUGCUGACACCUCCCAAGCUGUUCUGUUUCACAUGGGAUUAGCUGCAGGAAUGUUUCUGAGUCGCCUGUACGAGGAGCGAAUGAGUGAUGUCUCCGGGCAGAAGAUGAAUUUACUGCUCAUGAAGUCACUGGAUGCUCUGGAGAAAUGUUCAUUUGAUACCAGCUUGGAACACCAUACAGGCUGCAUCCUGGGAGUGGGGCUGGUUCUGUCCCUGAUGAGCCAAAGCAGCCAAACAGAGAGCCGUGUGCAUGUGUCUGUCACUCUUAGUGAACUCUGUCGCAGCUUGGAUGAAAGUACAUCUCAGAGCAGGGUAUACCAAGAGGUAUUGGCUUAUUCAGUGGCAUGUGUGAGUGUUUCUGCUUUCAGUGCUGGGAUCAUACAAGCUAAUGAGGCUGAAGAGAUCAUGAUCAAGCUGCGGACUUUGACGGAACAGAGCCAACAGACUGCAGGUUUUGCCAUGGCUCUGGGAAACAUAGUUCACGGCUUGGCUGCCUGUGGACAUGGCAAGGCUGAAGACCUUAGCAAUCGACUACUUCCUGCUUGGCUGAAGAUACUCCUCGCUGAGGGUUGCCCGACAAUGCAUCGAUUAGCUGCAGUAAAUGGUCUUGUUGCUUUGGUGGGAUCUGAAAGCUCCCUAACACAGCUGAAGUCAGAAACAAUCCAGUCAUCCCAAUUUCAAUCGAAAAUGAAUGAAGUCAUAAGAGCAAUGACUCAGACAAUUAGCUUCUCUGGAGUAAUUGGACUCCAAUCAAAUGCUGCCUAUGCUUUAGGACAUCUACAUCUGACCAACAUGUCAUCCAGUCAGAGCCGGACAUCAGUGCCUCCAGACUUUGGCUAUUUGCCAGAAAGAAGUGUCAUCAGAUCUGCCACUGACUAUGUUAUUGAAGCAGGAAAGAAAGGACCUGGGAGAAUUCCUGCCCAGCUCGUGAAGGUUUUGUUGGGUCCCAUUGCUGGAUGUGGGAACAGUUACCAAUAUCCACCUGUUAAUUGGGCUUCUAUGCUUUCUCCGCUUAUAAGACUGAAUUUUGGUGAAGAUGUUCAGCAGCACUGCAUUGAAAUCGCAGUCACCCAGGCUCAGACAUCACAGAGUGCUGCAAUGUUCUUAGGCAUGUGGGUGGCACCACCAUUAGUGUACAGCCUUAAUCUGGAGACAAGAAAGUACCUCUUUAUAUCUCUUGCUUCCUGGAUGAAACAUGUGCCAGAAGAUAAACUUCAAACGUUUGUGGAAGUGCUUGCAGUCCAAUGCUUUACCUCGGAGAGCAGGCAGAAAAGCCCAGACCUUUGUCACGCCGUUCUACAAGGGCUGCAUGAAGCAAUGAAGGUUCCAACACAAGUGCAACACAGCUGGAGCAUAUUGUGCAAAAGCGUUGAGACAAUUUUUGAACUGCUGCCUAAUGAAAUCCAGGUCAAUGAACUGAAGUUUUAUGUUGGAAUUGCCAACUGUCUAUCUGAACUGGGUGAUACGGAGGUAGACAGAAUAACCCAAGUUACAAAGGAUACAAUUACAAAGAGUACGUUUGUCCGGGCAUUCCUGGUUUCUCAAGGCCGGGUUCCGUUGCUGUGUCUUAAUGAUGUUAUUGCUGCUGCGGUCGGCAGCUGUCACAUGGAGACUGUCAUCUGGAUUAUGUUGCAGAGUUUUUACCAGUGUCGACUCAUCAGCCACCAGAACACAGGUGUAAUAAAGCGGAUGGAAUGGCUGUUGGAGCUGAUGGGACAUAUCCGAAACGUUGCUUAUGGGUCAGCUCCUACGCAGAAUGCAGAUCCAAAAGAGACUGUGGGCUUCCUGCUGAGGGUAUUUGCUGCUGCUGCUGCUGCGUGGAGUGAUCAUACGACGCCGCUGAUGCUCGGUGUUCGGGCCAGCUGGGUGCCACAGAGCGAGGAGAAAAAUCUCAUCGACUGCAUGCAAUUGUCUCAAGGCGGAAGUUCGGUGCAAUCCUUGUCUGUGCAACAAUGUCUUUACCUUCUACCACAAAGCAUCCUCUUACUGCUGGCUAAAGAACCCUGGAAAGACCAUACACAAAAGUUCAUUGAUUGGCUUUUUAACAUGGCAGAAUGUCCACAAGGAGCAUUAUCACUGGAUAAAUUGAAUAUGAUCAAAGCUACAGUGCUGGCACUGCGGUUUUUACCUGAGUACAGGAAGAAGGCUAUCUGGACGCGUGCAUAUGGAUGGUAACUGGCACCUUUUUGAGGGUUAAUCUGGUCAGCUUUAAGCAGGAGCCUACACUUGCGAGGAAGUGAAAACUGCGAGGAAAGGCUUGAUGAUGCACUCAAGUGGCAAGAUACCAAAUGUGUUACAAAACUAUUAAGACCAAGCUGUUUGCUGUGAAUGGAUAAGUGGCUCAAGAACUUGUACCUCCAUCACUGUGUAUGUCAGAGAUAUCUUAUGCACUUUCUUUACAGAAACAAAUUGCCUCAAAUAGUGCAUAAAACUACAAUUAUACUAAUGGAUUUUGUUUGUUAUUGAAGAGUUCACCAAAAUAUAAGGGAUACAUUUGGAAACAGACAGAUUCGUUUCUGUUGAAAGUUUUGUUCCCUGCUUCAAGCUGUUAGUGUUCUUUCUGCAAAUACUUAUCACAAGAAGUUGGCCAAGAUUCUGAUCACUUCAUGCCAACAUAUUGUUUGCUGCAAAAUAUAAAUACAAAUGCGAAUCAGAAUGAUGAAAUAAAAGCAUCAAUUCAUGUGCAAAACCUGUAAACCUGAAAUUCUUCUGUUGAUAUUAAUUCAAGCAAUAAUACAAGUUGGUGCAAGGUCGAGGGCCAAAGGGCCUGCGCUGCACUGUAAUGUUCUAUGUAAUUAAAGACUGGGAUCCUGAAAUGUUCUUUGCAUUAUACUGUUUCAAGUUGUAUCUCCAAGUGAGAGACACAGCAUACUUUAAGGUGGAUACUGUGACUAUGUCCAGUCUGAACUACAGUUAAAGGUUUUGUUUGCAAAGUGGGAGCAGCCACUGCCUGUUAUAAUUCAGGGAGCCUGGCUGGAAUGGAACAUUUUUCCAAGUAUGGGGAUGACAAACACGAGGGGACACAACUUUAAAGUGAGGGGGGAUAGGUAUAAGAC
Molecule: messenger RNA, 6599 nt
Organism: Chiloscyllium plagiosum (whitespotted bambooshark)
Lineage: Eukaryota; Metazoa; Chordata; Chondrichthyes; Orectolobiformes; Hemiscylliidae
Gene: focad
Product: focadhesin
Biological process (GO): regulation of post-transcriptional gene silencing
Source: RefSeq, a predicted model, not a curated record